UUUAUCACCAAAGAAGAUCGUAUAAUCUACAAAACUAGAAACAACGGAGGCCCCAACCGGACGAGUUACGUAUCCCAAGAGGUGGGCCGCUCUGGACUUCAUCAGGAAUGGCUUGUGGUCCUUGUGGCGAAAGGCGUCGUAGCUCAUGAAGAAAAUCUUGAGCCGGAGAAAUAGCUCAGACGGUGCCCCCGCAAACUUUCCCGUCACUGAAACCGGGAACCUACACAAUAAUAUAGUGAAACGGUUGAUGGAGGACAGGAAGAAGGACAUCAUGGAGAUUCAGGCACUUGCCAGUCAUAACAUGAUCGGCGUCUCAAGCAAGCUGGUACCUGGCAAAGGGAGAAAGAGGCUGGAGAAACUGAAAAAGUAAUUGCUUCUUCAGCUUUAGCACAACAACAGGAAAUUCAACUAAUACGUCCCGAAGUUCAAUCUGCUUGAGCUGUAGGGAGAGGUCUAGCAGAUAAUGAAGUUACACUUGAAGAAAAUGAUUCUUAGGAUGGCUAAGCUAAGUAAGACGAGGAAACAACUCCUGCAGUCUCUACAUACCCUUUCAUCUUUGGGGCGUGACGUCUGCAUCGUGGCUUCUCAGUAGCAGUGGGGAAACGAAAAGGACGGCAAUCAAUCCAAGAAUAUCCCACCUAGAGAAAUGUAUAACAAGGCUAAGUUUGAACGUGACAAUGCCAUUAAUCAAUACCUUUAGAUUUUAGAUUUGUGUAUCAAAGCCCAAGCUGAAGCUUAGUAUAGCAAGGGCGAUAAAGUGGUUUGCGUUGAUGUAAGCUUGCGUGAAUAAGCAUGUCAGAAUUUCAACAAAGCGUAUGAAGGGUGGGUCAAAUUCAUGAAUCGCUCAUCUGUGUUUGUGGAUGAUUUCAUAAUCGCCGAUGAGCAGCAUUGCAUAGAUAAAGCUAGAUUCUUGGUGUACCGGAAAGAGUAUAGCUUGGCGGCUGUAUGCUAUCAUUAAUAUAUAAGAACACUGGAAGGUGGCAUGCCUGACAAAGAAAAUCAUUUAGUAUAGGAGUAUAAGCGGGCCAGGGAAAAAUAUUACCGGCACAAGUUCAUUUACUAUAAUAGUUGCCUCAACUAUUCCAAUUUUAUACGGUGGGCUCAGACUGAAUAUGCUGUUGCAAAAAACAUGUAUUUGGAUGCCCUAGUUGCCUACAAAAAAGUCAAAGAAAAGUACGAUAAUGCCAAAGUUCUUAAUAAAUAAGUAGAGAAAAAACAGAUGUACCUUAUGGCAAAAGUUGACUUGCUAAAGGUUAAAUAUGAGUACUCCAAAUCUAAAGAUAGACUACUCUAUGUACAUAGCAAAUCCUAGCCCAGAAAAGAGCAUCUCUACCACAGAAGAACCUUGCCCGAAGAUGAGCAACUGUAAUAUGACGAACUCUGUGCCAACUUUGGGAAAGAGUUCCUUGUGGAACAAAAAGACGAGCAGCUUUAUUUCGAGGAGCCCUUGCCCGAAGGUGAGCCGCUUUAUUUCGAGGAGCCCUUGCCCGAAGGUGAGCCGCUUUAUUUCGAGGAGCCCUUGCCCGAAGGUGAGCCGCUUUAUUUCGAGGAGCCCUUGCCCGAAGGUGAGCCGCUUUAUUUCGAGGAGCCCUUGGCCGAAGGGGAGCCGCUUUAUUUCGAGGAGCCCUUGGCCGAAGGGGAGCCGCUUUAUUUCGAGGAGCCCUUGCCCGAAGGUGAGCCGCUUUAUUUCGAGGAGCCCUUGCCCGAAGGGGAGCCGCUUUAUUUCGAGGAGCCCUUGUCUGAAGGUGAGGAACUAACUUCCGAGAAAUCCUCCGAGAAUGGGCAUCUAAUCAGGUAAGAGUGAUACUGCCAAAUGACCUCCCGGAUAUGUUUAUAUGAAUAUGAGUGCUUUAACGGCGUAUGACCUAAUGGCCUCCGAAGCCAGCGACCGGCAAGGAGUAUCUGCAGGAAUCCCGCGCCCCGCCAUUCGCCUUGUGGUCCCGAGUUCAAUUCCCCAUCGCGGCGGUCGUAAAAAUGCCUGCGUUCUGACUGCUUGCUCACGCAAGAGAAAACGACAUUUCGCCUUGAGAAGUCAGACGCAGG
Molecule: messenger RNA, 2043 nt
Organism: Penaeus chinensis
Lineage: Eukaryota; Metazoa; Arthropoda; Malacostraca; Decapoda; Penaeidae
Product: peptidyl-prolyl cis-trans isomerase CYP95-like
Exons: 2
Coding region: 1260-1757 (165 amino acids)
Source: RefSeq, a predicted model, not a curated record